This is a messenger RNA of Sparassis crispa, 1719 nucleotides long. RefSeq lists its product as hypothetical. Bases 1 to 1719 code for a protein of 572 amino acids. The record is from RefSeq and is a predicted model, not a curated record. NCBI's taxonomy places the organism in Eukaryota, Fungi, Basidiomycota, Agaricomycetes, Polyporales, Sparassidaceae. The transcript is spliced from 2 exons.
AUGCACGCCUCCGAGAGUCUCGCGAGCAAGGUCUGCGCGCCCGCCCACCCACGCAUCUUCAACCUCUCAUCCCGCGUCGCCCACAGCAUGGCCCACGCCGGCGUGUACGCGCUGCCCGUCGAGCUGCUCGCGAGGAUCUUCGAGCUGGGGAGAGAGGAUGCGCCCAGCCCCGACCUGCAGCCCCCCGGCGAGCCCACCUUCGAGGUGCUCGUCUCGCACGUCUGCCAGCACUGGCGCGACGUCGCCCUCCGCACGCCGACCCUCUGGACCCUCGUCCACUUCCGCACCACGCCCCACCUCGCCCGCGCCCGCGCGUACCUCUCGCGCAGCGGCAGCCAGCCGCUGCAGAUCUUCGUCGACACCUGCGCCAAGGACGAGUACGUCCCCGGCUGGCUGCUCUUCCGCGACGAGUUCCACCCCGUCUUCGACACCGUCGUCCCGCACAUCGCCCGCUGGCGCUCGCUCUACCUCAAGGUGCGCGACCUCGCCUGCAAGCGCUCCGCCCGCGACGUCCUCUCCACCUGCGGCGCCGCCCCGCGCCUCGCCUCCCUCACCCUCUGGCACAUCGAGGACUGGGGCACCUCCGAGCGCCUCUACACCGCCAUCGGCCCGCCCCCCGUCGUCGUCUUCGCCGGCCGCCUCCCCGCCCUGCGCCACGUGCACCUCAUCGGCGUCAACCUCCCCUGGUCCCACUCCCCCUUCCUCCGCGGCCUCGCCUCCCUCGAGCUCGCCCUCCACUCCGACGACGUCCGCAUCCCCUUCGACCGCUGGCACGCCAUGCUCGCCGCCUCCCCCGCCCUCGAGCGCCUCAGCCUCACCUACUCCGGCCCGCGCGCCGCCGCCCCGCCCUGGGGCCCCCCCGCCCGCGUGCGCCUCCCGCGCCUCCGCGAGCUCCGCCUCACCGACCUCGACCCGCCGUACCUGUGCGCCCUCGUGCGCACCCUCGACGCACCCGCCCUGCGCACCCUCCACCUCGAGCUCUCCGACCAGGACUUUACGCCGUUCGUCCGCAUGCUCGCACGCCCGCCCCCGCCCUCCGACGGGCCCCUCGACCCGUCCCUUCCCUACGACGACCAGGGGGAGGAGCAAGACGAGGAGCACGAGGAGCACGACGAGGAGGGGCACGCCGACGAUGAGGAGGGGGAGGGGCGCGGUGGGGAGGAGAAGGGAGAGGAGGGGCACGGGGGGCGCGGCCCGCUCUUCCCGGCGCUGGAGACCCUCUCGAUCGCCGCGCUCGAGUGUACGCUCCCGAGCCUGCGCGCGCUCCUCGCCGGCGCGCCGCGCGUGCGCCACCUCGACGCCGCCUUUGCGCGCAUGCCCCCCGGGGCGCUCGAGCUCCUCGCGCGCGACGACGACGACGACGGAGGAGGAGUCGAAGGAGCAGGAGUUCAAGUCGAAGGAGCAGGAGAAGGAGCAGGAGAAGAAGGGAGAGGAAGAGCAGGAGCAGGAAGAAGAAGAGGGCCGCUGCUCCUCCCGGCGCUGACGACCGCCCGGCUCGCGGGCGUGGACGGCGCGGCGCUGCGGCGGCUGAUGCGCGCGCGGGGGCGCGCCGUGCGCACGUGGUACGUGCACGAGCGGUGGUGGGACGAGGAGUGCGAGCGGCUCAUGGUCGAGUGCGAGCGCGCGGGCGCGGCGCGCGUCGAGUGGUUCGAGGGCGAGGAGGGCGAGGAGGGUGGGCGGGAGGAGGGCGGGGAGGAAGAGGGGCAGGAGGGGGUGUGA